AAGGUAAAAAGGCGUAAAAAUAUACAUAUAUCUUUAUUCAUUUUAAACGGGCAAAUCGGUAAGUGUAAGAACAUCAUUGUUGUUCGAGAAUGCACUAUCAAUGUUUAUUUAAAACUGAAGAUUUCCAUAUUUAGUCAGUCAGUUAUCAAACUACCUACCUGUGCAUAGUGGCUUGUAUCAGAACAAGGAAAUAAUGUCUUUGACGGCUUGCAAUCCAUUUGGCGACGAAAUGGUCCUUCGUUCGGUAGAUUGGCUGGAGAAUUUUCCAUGGAGACAGGAAAAUGGACUUAAUAUUAAUAGGGAUAAGUACGAAAUUAACGUGAAUGUAAAGGGUUUUCAUCCAGAAGAAAUAACGAUUAAAGUGGUUAAUGGUUUUAUAGUUGUCGAAGCGUAUCAUGAAGAAAAGAGGGAUGAGUACGGAUAUAUUUCUAAGAAAAUUGUACGGAGAUUCCUUUUGCCUGAUGACUGUGAACAAGAAAAAGUUGAGUCGAGAAUGACCGCUGAUAAUAUUUUAAUAAUAAGAGCUCCUAGAGAAAUAGUGAAGCACGAAACUGUGAUACCUGUAAAACAUGAAAUAUCGAUGAAGAGUAAACUGUGAUACAUACUAAAAAGUAAAAUAAAUUUUUAAGUUACUUUAAAGGCUUACGUUCUCAUACAAAUACGCAUCGAGAGUAAAGACGCACUUGCUUGAUUGCAUACAUUUUUAAUCACAGAAAAAACCUGGGCAGUUAUAAAAAAGUAUUUUGUUAAUUUUAAGCAAAACCUGUUUUUGUAUAUAUUUCAUAAAUAGUUAAGAUGUAUUAGUUGUAAAAUCAAUUAAAAAACCAAUCCAGAGUAAUCUUUGCGUUUUUUUUAUCAAGUCAAAUAUUGAAAUGUAUUGAUCAUAUAUGUAAUUUCACAUAAAAUGAGCUUUAUUUGGAAAAUAUUAUCAUAACCUUAGAAUAAAAUUGGUUUAAAAAUGGUGAUUUCCUACAACCUCGACUUUAAGAGGGCUAUUACAGAUACAAAAAAGUCCGCUACUACUUCGGCCGAUUGAGCUCCAAAAGCCGGUGCUUCGUAUUUUGUAGUAAUUUUGCAGUUGUAUUUUUAUCGUUUUUAUUGAAACAGCAUAGUAAAUUUGUGUUUAAAAAUUAAGAAUUUUUUAUUCCAUGUGAAGUAGGAAUUAUUCUGAUACAUUGUUCAAUAUUAUUGACAUAGACAGGAGAUAUCUAUUCACAGUUUUAACUAAGUUAUAUUUGAAGUUUUUGGUUUAUAAUAAGAUUUCUUUUUCUAUAUUUAUUUAGCCAAUGAUAUAUUAAAUUUUACCUAUACGACUGUAAAAGAAAUAAUAUUCUUUAAAAAGUGCAAUCGCGCAUUAAAUGAAAUAUUUCUCUGCAAAUUUGAGUUUGAUUAAAAAAUUAAGCACAAAUUAUAAAAAGCGAAGCCGUUACGAACUAUGCUAUUCGAUAAGUCAACCCUGGAAAGAAGACAAGUAAUAACUCGCAAAAGUAAAAUUGGUCUUCAGAGUUGAUUAACUUUUUUGUUUAUUUGACAAAAAAUUCUUAUGUACAUCCAUAGCAACAAAUAUGGUAACCCUUAUUAUAUGAAUACAGAAAUAAGUUUUAUUUCAUUUCAAUAUAUAAAAAGUUGGCUACUUUGAAGACCAACUUGGGUUUGCGGGUUGCUAACCUACGUCCAUACGUGUUUGCUUUCUAGCGUUAAAGUGUAAAAAAAAAAUAUUCCUAGAUCAAGACCGCCAAAAUUUACUAUUUUAUGCAAAAAUCACAAUCGAAUUGUAAUAAGAGUAAUCUGGUGGUGAAUAUGUUAUGUUAGUACAAUUCUGUCGGAAGAUCCGUCAAGCGUAUUACGGAAGUUUGCUUUAGUACGUUACUACGAUUUAUCCGUCAAGUGGGCAAGGUUUAAGUUACAUCAUAUAAGUAUUUAUGUUCUGAUGAGCCGCGAAGCAUCUUCCAUCAGAUAUUGAGUACAAUAAACAGCCUCAGUUUAAGCAAUUUUAUUGAAUUCCUGUAAUAGAUAUUCAACCUUAUUUUGUAGGUUUUUAUAGGCGUUCCCAUUAAUUAAGAGUGGACAACCAUCUUUUUUCCUAGAACAU
Messenger RNA from Diatraea saccharalis (sugarcane borer), 2092 nucleotides. The record is from the annotation of a GenBank genome assembly. NCBI's taxonomy places the organism in Eukaryota, Metazoa, Arthropoda, Insecta, Lepidoptera, Crambidae.